AUGAAUGUCGGCAAGAAGUUUGGCAGAGUCAAGCAAUGGGCGGGAGAGAAAAUGGGCCAGGAGUCCAAGACGGAAGUUUCUGAUGAAUUCAAGUCUUUGGAGACAGAAAUGCAAUUGAGACAUGAGGGAAUGGAAAAGUUACAAAAGUCCAUGACUGUUUAUGUUAAAUCGCUCUCGAAACGAAAUGAAGGAGAUGACAAAGAAAAGAUGUUACCAGGCGCGUUUAUGGGUCAGACCAUGAUACAUCAUGGAGAGGAUUUUGAACCGGACUCCGAAUUUGGAAACUGUCUUAUUGCUAUGGGUAGAGCAAAUGAAAGAAUUUCGCGACAACAGGAUACAUAUGUUGUGGAAGCCACCUCCACAUGGUUGGAAUCUUUGGAGAGAUCUUUAGCUCAGAUGAAGGAAUAUCAGUCUGCCAGAAAGAAGCUCGAACAAAGACGAUUAGCUUACGAUGCCUCCCUUUCAAAGAUGCAGAAGGCGAAGAGAGAAGAUUUCAGGGUCGAGGAAGAACUUAGAUCACAAAAGGCAAAAUAUGAAGAAUCCAGUGAGGACGUUUACAGACGAAUGCAGGAUAUCAAAGAGGCAGAGGCGGAUAGUGUUCAAGAUUUGGGAGCGUUUUUGGAGGCCGAGCUUGAAUAUUAUGACCGUUGCCGUGAAGAACUUUUGAAAUUGAAGAGGGAAUGGCCUGCUGCACGCGGAUCGGCGGUACAGCAGCCACGUCAGCCUAGACGCCCCGAAGGACGACCUCGUUCAAACACAGCUCAUUCAUACAGUGAGAGAUAUUCCACGUAUGAAGAACCUGCCUCAGAGCUAGAGCCUCCACGUCCAUCUAUCCGAUCUAACACUCCUCGUGUCAACACAACUCGAGUGGCAUCAACCUCUGGACUUGGUAGAAUGGAGGAAUAUUCCCCUCCAAGUUCCCCACAACGUCCAUCGAUUGGUCGAUCUUCCACAUUCCAAGGCCCGACGACUCAUUACCGUGAAUCUCAAACUUCAAAUCGUCUAAAUUCAAUCCCCUCUGCAUCAGACGCUGGUUCUUUACGCGUAAAUCUUCGCCCAACUGCUCGUACCAGUAUUACCUCCGGGGAUGUGUUCAAUGAUCCAUCUGAUGAUUCGACUCUUAAUAGUAAUAGUCCAGAUAGAUCAUACGGUGCGCGUUCUGUUAGUCCAGCUACCAGUCAUGGUAGCAGGGGAAGUCGAUCGGCUAGUAUAUCGGCAGCAAAUGCAAGAAGGGCACCACCUCCACCUCCUAGCAGAACCAAGAAACCAGCUCCUCCUCCACCAGUGAAGAGAGCAGAAAUUAGUUCUGUUAGUGUUAAUGGUCGUUACUAA
Molecule: messenger RNA, 1332 nt
Organism: Sclerotinia sclerotiorum 1980 UF-70
Lineage: Eukaryota; Fungi; Ascomycota; Leotiomycetes; Helotiales; Sclerotiniaceae
Exons: 5
Coding region: 1-1332 (443 amino acids)
Cellular component (GO): cytoplasm
Molecular function (GO): protein binding
Source: RefSeq, a predicted model, not a curated record